Messenger RNA from Megalobrama amblycephala (Wuchang bream), 2118 nucleotides. RefSeq names its product tuftelin 1b (gene tuft1b). Gene Ontology annotation, cellular component: intracellular anatomical structure. The record is from RefSeq and is a predicted model, not a curated record. Gene Ontology annotation, biological process: intracellular signal transduction. The coding region runs from base 498 to 1376 and encodes 292 amino acids. The transcript has 11 exons. Lineage: Eukaryota; Metazoa; Chordata; Actinopteri; Cypriniformes; Xenocyprididae.
UGCUCAUAUGACUGGUGCUGUCCUCACAUUAAUGUACAUGAUUUAAACAUAUUUCAAAAGUACAAUUUAUUCAUUUUCAAUUCGCAUAUUUCAAAAAUAAGUCUUUGUUUACGACUGUUAUAAUUUAUUUCUAGAAAAAAAGACCUUUCUUUGAUACAUUUGUAGUUGGGUGAUCGUCCUGUAGGGAGCGCUGUAGAGUGAUGGCUGAGGGAGGCAUCAGGGCUGGUCCGCUGGUUAUCUCACUCACUCCUGCCUUGUAUGGCAAAACAGCCUUCGCAUUAGGUGAGUCACAGAACAGCAUGCAGUAAUCGCAGAGCAGACAGUCUGCAUGUGUCUUCAGUAAGCGGCAUUGGCACUGCACAGCUACUUCCGGAAUUUGAUCGUCGAGACUUCAUAGAAAAUCUUACAGCUAUUGUAAUUAAAUUAUCAAAUAAUUCACACCGGACACAAUACGGACCAGAGGAUCAACUGUUGGCAAGAAGCAGAAACGUGUCAAGAUGUUGACUGAUGAGGUUCCACAGGUGCAAGAGGUGAGAUACUGCCUGAAGACUCUGAGGGAGCAAAUGGCUGCCAGACAAAACAAUAACAACAAUAAUAAGACUCCACCGAAUGGCUUUAAAGUUGACGUGCUUGUUAGCAAAGCCAAUGGCUCAAAUGGUUUUGUGAACGGAUCUCACUCUAAAAGUCAGGGCCAGGAGGAUGAUGAAAACUGUAUAGCCUUGAGAGAAGUCACAAAACAUCUGUACACUCGUCUGCAAGAGAUGGAGAGGAGACACCAGGAGGAGAAAGAGAGACUACAGGCAGAAAACACUGAAUAUCAGCGGCGGUUUCUAGAGGAGCAUAACUCUCGCAUGCAGAAGGCAGAAACCAAGGCAGAGGAACAGAGCAAAAAGGUGGAAGAGAUGCAGAAGCUUAUGGGUGGUUUGGAGCUGGAAAAUGCCACACUUCGAGAAAAAUUGGCUGCUAGUGAGGCUGAACUCGAAAAACUGCGAGGACUGAAGAAAAUGGAUAGUGAGGACAAGUCUGAACAACUGAAAAAGGAGCUGGCAACUCUGAAGGAUAAAAACCAUAACUUGGAUGACAUGCUCAAAAGUCAACAAAGGAAAAUCAGAAACAUGAUCGAACAGGUGCAAAAUUCACGAACCAUAAUGGAGCAAAGAGACCGACUGAUCGGCGACCUCAAAGAGAGGGUGGCUUUCCUUGAAGCUGAGAGCAGAGAGAUGCAUGACCGGAUGGAGUAUUAUAUGGGCAGCCAAGUGCCUAAACCAUAUAACUCAGACAUGGGGUCCAAGGUUGUCUACAGCAAACCUCUGACGCCAACAAGCCCAGGAAACAAGUCACUGCCAUUCAUCAAAGUGGUCGAGAUCAAGUCUUAAACAACACAAGAAAAGAUGAAGAUUACUGAUGGAAGAGAGAGAGACUGUGAGUGAGAGACGUAUUGUGGAAAAAGCAACAAUUCCUUCUCUCCCAACGCUUAUGCAACAUUCAUCAGUUUAGCACAUAUGAAUAGCACUUAUUUUGUAUAUAAUACAAUACUUUGUAUAUAGGACUGUUCUAUCUCACCUUAAUUGAAAUAUCACAUGUAUAUUGGAUUUACAGAUCAUACACUACAUUUACAUGCCUUAAGCAACUUAAUAGUAGCAGAUAUUAUAAGUGCUGAUAUUAAUAUUUCCUAAUGAUAUGCUAUUAUGUCUGUCAUCAUGUAUACAAUUUGAUAAUGCAGCCAUUGUAUAAUUAUUGUGACUGACAGCCAAUUUGAGUAAUCUGAUUAAGCUAGAAUCUAUCAGUUUAUCCCAUAUAUAAUAAAAUGCAUCUGUGCUACUUAUGUAUCUGUGUAUGUACAUACUAUAUACUGAUAUACAGUUCUGAAUUUAACUACCUUGCAAAGCUGUCUUUUCCCAUCAGGAACUGUAAUUGUACUGUGUUUUGAAGAACUGUUUUUCUGUUACUGUAUUCAGUGCUAGACUCUACCUUUCCAUCCAUCUCUCAUGAAAUGUGAAAAAUUAUGUUACUGUAGAUGGAAUUGUAGUGCUAUGCACAUUUCUCUGGUAUUGUAUUAUAGCUGGUACAUGUAUUUAUCUUAAGGGCUAAUAAAUAAAAAGAAUUUAAGAUUGCUCA